Scatophagus argus is the source of this 936-nucleotide messenger RNA. Its product is annotated as CAAX prenyl protease 2-like. The transcript is spliced from 8 exons. Gene Ontology annotation, molecular function: metalloendopeptidase activity. Gene Ontology annotation, biological process: CAAX-box protein processing. Bases 1 to 936 code for a protein of 311 amino acids. The record is from RefSeq and is a predicted model, not a curated record. NCBI's taxonomy places the organism in Eukaryota, Metazoa, Chordata, Actinopteri, Scatophagidae. Gene Ontology annotation, cellular component: endoplasmic reticulum membrane.
AUGCCGGAACCAGAUCAUGGCCCUGUAACGCAGGGAGAGGACACCCAUACGAGAUGCUGGGUGUGCGUGCUGAGUUGCCUUCUGCUUGCUUGUUUGUACGUUGGCAGUUUGUACGUGUGGAGAAUCAGCUUACCAAGGGACCAUCCCAGCGUGAUAAAGCGUCGCUGUGCCAGUGUGCUGUUGGUAUCUGCGCUGUCACCUGCAGUGGUGAAGGCAUGGAUGAACUGGGCUGAUGUCAGGGUCGAUGUGUCUGUGUGGGAGUUGAUGGGAGUUCGUUUGGAAGGUCUGGUUCCUGCAGCCACACUGCCACUACUGCUAACCGCGGUAUUCUAUCUUGGCCCCCUGGUUCAUUCUGCGCUGGAUAACCCUAAAGGCUUCACUGGGGAGCUGCAGUGUGCACUAGAUGUUCAGUCAUGGAGGUUGUGUGUGGGAGAUGCAGUGUGGCUCAGGAACCAGGUGGUGGCACCAGCAACAGAGGAGCUGGUGUUCAGGGGGGCCAUGCUGCCCAUGCUGGUGCCCUGCACAGGACCCACAGCUGCCAUCUUCAUGGCUCCGCUCUUCUUCGGUGUUGCUCAUUUCCACCACAUCAUAGAACAACGGCACCUCCACAAACACAGUAUGAGGGUCAUCCUCUUGGUAUCAGGAAUGCAGUUCUUGUACACAACUGUGUUCGGUGCCUUUACUGCCUUUAUAUUCAUGAGAACUGGUCAUGUCAUGGGUCCAGUUUUGUGCCAUUCGUUCUGCAACAGUCAGGGUCUGCCUGACAUCAGCUCUGCCCUGCAACACCCUCAACGAUCAGCUCUGCUCUUCUGUUAUUUGAUGGGGUUGCUGCUGUUUCUUGUGCUGCUCUUCCCACUGACAGACCCCUUUUUCUAUGGUGCCAUUCCUGUCUGCAGUCUGGCUCCCCCGCCACAGUCUGUAUGCCAGAUUAAAUGA